UGAUCAGAAUAAUAAUGGAAAUAGAGUAACAAAUUUUCACAUUCGGAACUGCUUCGGCUAUUAUCUAUAACAUAUCCGAAGACUGACGGAAAGGGCCGAGUAGUUGCGAUUGAAAUUUUCAUGAGAUAUGCAAGUACGCAUGCACGAAAAUGUUACUUUCGUUUUCACACUUCCGGUAUGAGAUUUGCAAGACGUCGUUGAUGAUGCUUUAACAAGGAUUAGACAACAAAUAGGAAAAUGUCACAGAUGCCAGAAAACCAUGUCAAUUUAUACCGUUUACAAAUUAUCAUUAUUGAUGGAGGCCUCCUUGUUGUCAGAAAUAUAACUGACCAGACACUGGCUGCUCAAGGCAUAACUCUUAGUUCAUGUUUGAAUCAAGAAAGGACAACAAUUACACGUUUGAGAACCCGCGGCAUUAUAACACAGGAACAAUAUGACGUAUUGUUUCCUACGGACGGUGAAGACCCAACUACGUCAGAGAUGGACUUCACGCUUAUCAUUUGUCUUCUAAGAUGCUUGAAGUGUUUUGGAUUGAAGGAAUUUGACUGGAGCAGAACACCCAUACCAUCAGAUGUAACAGUUGAGGCAGAUAUAUGUCGGUUAAAAUAUUAUCGACAUGAAAUAUGUCAUCUACCUACAACAACUGGUAUACAACCCAAUGAAUUUGUAACUUGGUGGAAUGACAUUGAGCAGAUACUUGUUCGACAAAGUUCUCCAGCUCUGAACAUCCAACAAAUAAUUGCCAAUUUCAAAGCCUGCCCUCUAGAUCCGGAAGAAGAGAAAAGGUUACAAGAAGAAGUAAAAAGGUGGAAGGACUAUGAAGCCAAUGUUGAUCGAUUGAAUGAGGAAAUGAAACAAGUGCAAACAGAUGUUAUUGAAGUGAAGAAAGAAGUAGAAGCAAAGUUUACUGGAGUGGAGAAUAAACUGGAGGCAAUAGAAAAACGACAAGAUGCAGAGAAAAGAAACCAUGUCGUCUCUUCUAUACAAUCAGAGGAGGAAAAAUAUCAAAAAAACAAGAAGAGUAAGUAA
Messenger RNA from Ruditapes philippinarum (Manila clam), 1029 nucleotides. RefSeq lists its product as uncharacterized. The record is from RefSeq and is a predicted model, not a curated record. NCBI's taxonomy places the organism in Eukaryota, Metazoa, Mollusca, Bivalvia, Venerida, Veneridae. The coding region runs from base 238 to 1029 and encodes 263 amino acids. The transcript is spliced from 5 exons.